ACAACCUAUAUGUUUUACAUAAAUCGUCAAGGAGGUGCCAGGUCUCCCUCCCUCUGCACGGAAGCACUCAAACUUUGGAAUUGGUGCAUCCAUCACAAUGUGCUCAUCUCAGCUAUCUAUGUACCCAGGACACAGAACGUGACAACUGACAAUCUCAGUUGGAAUUUUUCUCAUGACCACGAAUGGGAACUGAACUCAGAGGUGCUUCAAGUUAUUUUCACCCACUGGGGAACCCUGACUACAGAUCUCUUUGCUACUUACCGGAACAAGAAAUGUCCUCAUUACUGCUCCAGAGCUGGCCUGGUGAAACAUUCACUGGGAGAUGCCCUCCUCCUCCCAUGGGACGGGGACCUCUUGUAUGCCUUUUUCCAUUUUCCUCUUCUAUCCAAGGUCCUGUUGAAAAUUCAACGAGACAAAGUGAGAAUUAUUCUGAUUGCCCCUUAUGGCCAGGCCAAGACGAGUCUGGUUCCCUUACCUGACACAGAUGGCAGUAUGUCCUCCGGUUCCUCUUUGGCCCAUUCCUCACCUGCUCUCUCAAAACACCGCAACCUGCGGGACCUCCACCUCCAGGCGUGGCUCCUUCUUGGUUCCAAGGCUUAGAGGCAGAAUGCUCUGACAAGGUGAACGACAUAUUGCUCCACAGCCAAAAGUUGAGCACUCAAUGUAUUUACCUACAUUCCAAGUUUGCGGGUGCUCCACAAACCGCCCUCCUCUCGUCUACUUCUGAGCUCUCCUGAGUUCUCCAUAGGGCUCUGUGGUAGAGAAGGAACUGAGCGGGGGCAGUUUUCCCGUGCAGCGCAGUUAGCCUCAAAGCAGACCAUGAGGGAAGGAGAGCGCAUGUGCGGUCUCAAUGGACACUGCUACCAAAAAUCCCUGAUUAGAGGCGCAGGGGCACAGAUACUCUUACAGGGGAGCACACACAGGGGGACACACCUUGAAGAACCAUUGCUAUUGCACAAAGUGAGUAAUUUCCUCUUUUCCAUGUACACUGAAGGUAGGACAAGAAGUAAUUGGCUUAAUCUGCAGCAAGAGAGAAUAAGACACAACAAUUGCUGAGGAGGAUUUCAAGAACCCUCUGUGCAUCUGACUAGCGAAACAAUGGGUGACAUUGCUUGCAGUCCUGGUGGGAAAGAGGAUCCUGCUCCAACUGUGAGCACUCUGAACAACUAACCUAACAGCAGAGAGCUGACAUGGCAGCUAUACUGGACAUAUGGAGGCCUUCGAGAGUGCCAUGGAGGCUGGAGCAGUAUUUUGAAGUAAAUGAGAUUCCCUAGAAAAACAUGUAGCAGCUUUACUGAGUGGGAUGGGGAAAAACCUACAGUUUAGUUCGCAGUCUGAUCACCCCAAACAAGCCAGCCAGCCAACCCUUAAAAGACAUCGUGCAGAUUGUUCAAGAGCACUUGUUAUCCAAGACCCUGAUUAUAGCAGAAAGUUUCAGGUUUCAUAAGCAGAAUCAGCUUGAAGGUGAAUCUGUUUCCUCUUUUGCAACAGCAUUAAAAAGAUUAUCAGAACACUGUGCUUUUAAGGAUGUGCUUAAUGAGGCCCUAAGAGACAAAUUUGUGUAUGGACUGUUUAAUGAAAGCAUACAGAAGAGGCUCUCAACUGAGGAAAAUCUUACCUUUAAAAGGGCAGUAGAAAUUGGAGUAGCAAUGAAAACUGUGGAAAGAGAUGCAAUAGAUUUGCAUACCAGCACUAAAACAGAAGUAGGAACUCAUAAACUCUCUGGAACCCAAAGCAAGAGCCGGUCCGCUCGGCAGACAUGCGGAAAAGAGUUCCACGCUUCUUUUGAUUGCCAAUUCAAAGAUGCAGAUUGUAGCAGCUGUAAGAAAAAAAAAAGCCAAAUCGAAGUAGUUUGUCGCACUAAGCCCUGGUCUACACUAGGAGUUUAGGUUGAAUUUAGCAGCGUUAAAUCGAUGUAAACCUGUACCCAUCCACACGAUGAAGCCCUUUUUUUCGACUUAAAGGGCUCUUAAAAUUGAUUUCCUUAAUCCACCUCUGACAAGUGGAUUAGCACUUAAAUCGGCCUUGCCGGGUCGAAUUUGGGGUACUGUGGACACAAUUAGACGGUAUUGGCCUCCUAGAGCUAUCCCAGAGUGCUCUGUUGUGACCACUCUGGACAGCACUCGCAACUUAGAUGCACUGGCCAGGUAGACAGGAAAAGGCCCGCGAACUUCUGAAUUUCAAUUUCCUGUUUGCAUGGUCACCUGCAGCUUGCCACGCUGGCCAGAGCUCAUCAGCACAGGUGACCAUGAUGGAGUCCCAGAAUUGCAAAAGAGCUCCAGCAUGGACCGAAUGGGAGGUACGGGAUCUGAUCGCUGUAUGGGGAGAGGAAUCCAUGCUAUCAGAACUCCGUUCCAGUUUUCGAAAUGCCAAAACAUUUGUCAAAAUCUCCCAGGGGAUGAAGGACAGAGGCUAUAACAGGGACCCGAAGCAAUGCCAUGUGAAACUUAAGGAGCUGAGGCAAGCCUACCAGAAAACCAGAGAGGCAAACGGCUGCUCCGGGUCAGAGCCCCCAACAUGCCGCUUCUAUGAUGAGCUGCGUGCCAUUUUAGGGGGUUCAGCCACCACGACCCCAGCCGUGUUGUUUGACUCCUUCAGUGGAGAUGGAGGCAACACAGAAGCAGGUUUUGGGGACGAGGAAGAUGAUAGCUCACAGCAAGCAAGCAGAGAAACUGGUUUACCUGACAGCCAGGAACUGUUUCUCACCCUGGACCUGGAGGCAGUCCGUCCUGGACCCACCCAAGGCUGCCUCCCGGACCCGCCAGGUGGAGAAGGUACCUCUGCUGUAUGUGUUUCAAUGAUCACAGGAUCUUCUCCUUCCCAGAGACUAGUGAAGAUUAGAAGGCAAAAAAAACACACUCGUGAUGAAAUGUUCUAUGAGCUCAUGGUGUCCUCCCAUACUGACAUAGCACAGACGACUGCGUGGAGGCAGACAAUGUCAGAGUGCAGGAAAGCACAAUAUGACCGGGAGGAGAGGUGGCAGGCUGAAGAGAGUAAUUGGAGGGCUGAAGAGAGAGCUGAAGCUCAAAUGUGGUGGCAGCGUGAUGAGAGGAGGCAGGAUUCAAUGCUGAGGCUGCUGGAGGAUCAAACCAAUAUGCUCCAGCCUAUGGUUGAGCUGCAGGAAAGGCAGCAGGAGCACAGACUGCCGCUACAGCCCCUGUGUAACCAACCACCCUCCUCCCCAAGUUCCAUAGCCUCCUCACCCAGAUGCCCAAGAAUGCGGUGAGGGGGCCUCCGGCCACUCCACCCCAGAGGAUUGCCCAAGCAACAGAAGGCUGGCAUUCAAUAAGUUUUAAAGUUUUAAACUUUUAAAGUGCUGUGUGGCCUUGUCCUUCCCUCCUCCACCACCCCUCCUGGUUCUUCUCUCCUCCACCACCCCUCCCGGGCUACCUUGGUAGUUAUCCCCCUAUUUGUGUGAUGAAUGAAUAAAGAAUGCAUGAAUGUGAAGCAACAAUGACUUUAUUGCCUCUGACAGCGGUGAUCGAAGGGAGGAGGGGAGGGUGGUUAGCUUACAGGGACGUAGAGUGAACCAAGGGGCGGUGGGUUUCAUCAUGGAGAAACAAACAGAACUUUCACACCGUAG
Messenger RNA from Caretta caretta (loggerhead turtle), 3583 nucleotides. The record is from RefSeq and is a predicted model, not a curated record. NCBI's taxonomy places the organism in Eukaryota, Metazoa, Chordata, Testudines, Cheloniidae.